This is a messenger RNA of Hibiscus syriacus, 1644 nucleotides long. Its product is annotated as RGG repeats nuclear RNA binding protein A-like. The coding region runs from base 340 to 1482 and encodes 380 amino acids. Gene Ontology annotation, cellular component: cytoplasm; nucleus. Lineage: Eukaryota; Viridiplantae; Streptophyta; Magnoliopsida; Malvales; Malvaceae. Gene Ontology annotation, molecular function: RNA binding. The transcript has 7 exons. The record is from RefSeq and is a predicted model, not a curated record.
CUGUCGAGUCGUCAACCAAGGCAAAGCACUUAUUAAAAUAAUAAUAUUAUAAUCUCUAUGAAGGGAGUGAGCUUCAUUCACACAACUGCAAAUACUUUUUUCAUUUCCGAUUAGGUUUCUCUCUCUUAUCUUUUGUGGUUAGGCUCUCUCUCUCUCUCUCAACUUCUUUUUUCCUUUUUUACAGAUCUAUUUUAUUCGAAGGUUCGUUUGGUUUCAGAACAAGGAAAAUCUCAAUGGUGGUUUCGUUGUAGUGAUAAGGCAAAGAUCAUUUCUUUGGGAGGAGAAAGAAAGGGCUUGGAGGGGCUUAGUUUGGGCUCUAUUUUUUUUAAAUUUGAAGAGAUGACGAGUGUGAACCCUUUUGAUUUGUUGGGUGAUGAUGAUACCGGGGAACUAUCAUUGUUGAUCGCUGCUCAGCAAAAGGCUGCUGCCGUCGCCCCCCCAAAGAAGGGGCCGGCUCAGUCUCAGGCUAAGACACAACCUGCAGCUCAGGGUAAACAAGCUAAACUUCCCUCCAAACCUCUUCCUCCCGCUCAGGCCGGUGCUAUUGGCUUUUUGAGGCUUCACACUGACGUAUGUGCAUUUUGGCCUUUUUUUAAAGUGAGGGAAGCAAAGAAUGAAAGUGCACAAGGCAGAGGCCGUGGUGGACGCGGAUAUGGGCGUGGACGCGGUGAUAGUGGUGGAUACAGACGGGAUUUUUCUAAUGAUGAGAACUCUUUAAGCAAUAUUGGUGGACCUGCUGGUCAAGGUGCAGCUGAAGAUGGAGAGGGUGGGAAACCCUCUGGAAGGCGUGGUGGCUAUGGUGGUCCUCGACCUUACUGUGGUGGCCGCUCUGGUGGUUUUAAUAAUGGGGAAGUUGGGGAUGGUGAGAGAUCUAACAGGUUGUAUGAACGCCGUAGUAGGACCGGACGCGGAAAUGAGCUCAAACGUGAAGGCUCUGGUCGUGGAAAUUGGGGAAGUCAGACUGAUGAGCUUGCUCGGGUGACUGAAGAAGACAAUGAAGGUGAGAAGAAUUUAGGUGAUGAAAAACCAGCAGGAGAUGCUAACAAGGAAAGUCCUACCAAUGAACCUGAAGAAAAAGAACCCGAGGAUAAGGAGAUGACUCUCAAGGAGUAUGAGAAGGUGCUGGAAGAGAAGAGGAAGGCUCUGCUGGCUCUCAAGACUGAGGGAAGAAAAGUAGGUGCCAAGGAGUUUGAGUCUAUGCAGCAGCUAUCAAACAAGAAGAGUAAUGAUGAGGUCUUCAUCAAAUUGGACUCGGAUAAGGAUAAGAGAAAAGAGGCUUAUGAGAAGGACGAGAGAGCAAAAAAGUCGGCCAGCAUUAAUGAAUUUUUGAAGCCUGCUGAAGGGGGGAAGUACUGCAACCCAAGUGGACGUGGACGUGGACGUGGUUCAAGAGGUUUUGAUGGAGGAAGUACAGCGAGACACAAUGAAGCGGCACCUUCCAUUCAAGACCCUGGGCAGUUCCCAACUUUGGGGGGCAAGUGAGAUUUCAAUAAAACUUGACUAACGAUCUCUGUGUGUUCGGCUUUUUUGGUUUGUUUAAAUUUUGGGCUGGGAAAUGUGCUUCUAAUAAUCUGGUUUCCUGUUGCCAAAGGAUCUCUGACUUUCAUGUUUAAAAGAUGUAUAUUUUGUUUUGUUGUAAUGCCC